Tupaia belangeri chinensis (Chinese tree shrew) is the source of this 4259-nucleotide messenger RNA. It is a transcript of the gene FBXL7, whose product is annotated as F-box and leucine rich repeat protein 7. Gene Ontology annotation, cellular component: SCF ubiquitin ligase complex. Gene Ontology annotation, biological process: SCF-dependent proteasomal ubiquitin-dependent protein catabolic process. The record is from RefSeq and is a predicted model, not a curated record. Gene Ontology annotation, molecular function: protein binding. The coding region runs from base 142 to 1617 and encodes 491 amino acids. The transcript has 4 exons. NCBI's taxonomy places the organism in Eukaryota, Metazoa, Chordata, Mammalia, Scandentia, Tupaiidae.
CGGAGUGCAGGGGCGGCCCCAGAGCGCGGGGGUAUGUGCAGCUAACGGUCCCGUCGGGCGGGCUUUCCUCUAGCCGAGCGCGCAGGAGGUGCGCCCCAGCUAUGGAGUGUCCAGGGAGACGGCGGGCAUGACGGCGACAGGAUGGGCGCGAACAAUGGCAAACAGUACGGCAGUGAGGGCAAAGGCAGCUCAAGCAUCUCAUCCGAUGUGAGUUCAAGUACAGAUCACACACCGACCAAAGCCCAGAAGAAUGUGGCUACCAGUGAAGACUCCGACCUGAGCAUGCGCACACUGAGCACGCCCAGCCCAGCCCUGAUAUGUCCUCCGAAUUUGCCAGGAUUUCAGAAUGGAAGGGGCUCAUCCACCUCCUCAUCCUCCAUCACUGGGGAGACAGUGGCCAUGGUCCACUCGCCACCCCCAACCCGCCUCACGCACCCGCUCAUCCGCCUAGCUUCCAGGCCCCAGAAGGAGCAGGCCAGCAUCGACCGGCUGCCAGACCACUGCAUGGUGCAGAUCCUCUCGUUCCUGCCCACCAACCAGCUGUGCCGCUGUGCGCGCGUGUGCCGCCGCUGGUACAACCUGGCCUGGGACCCGCGGCUCUGGAGGACUAUCCGCCUGACAGGCGAGACCAUCAACGUGGACCGUGCACUCAAGGUGCUGACCCGCAGACUCUGCCAGGACACCCCCAACGUCUGUCUCAUGCUGGAAACCGUCACUGUGAGCGGUUGCAGGCGGCUCACAGACCGAGGGCUUUACACCAUUGCUCAGUGCUGCCCGGAACUGCGGCGACUGGAAGUCUCAGGCUGUUACAACAUCUCCAACGAGGCGGUCUUUGACGUGGUAUCCCUCUGCCCCAACCUGGAGCACCUGGAUGUGUCAGGGUGCUCCAAAGUGACCUGCAUCAGCUUGACCCGGGAGGCCUCCAUUAAACUGUCCCCCUUGCAUGGCAAACAGAUUUCCAUCCGCUACCUGGACAUGACGGACUGCUUUGUGCUGGAGGACGAAGGCCUGCACACCAUCGCGGCGCACUGCACACAGCUAACCCACCUCUACCUGCGCCGCUGCGUCCGCCUCACCGACGAGGGCCUCCGCUACCUGGUGAUCUACUGCAGCUCCAUCAAGGAGCUGAGCGUCAGCGACUGUCGCUUCAUCAGCGACUUCGGCCUGCGGGAGAUCGCCAAGCUGGAGUCCCGCCUGCGGUACCUCAGCAUCGCGCACUGUGGCCGGGUCACCGACGUGGGCAUCCGCUACAUCGCCAAGUACUGCAGCAAGCUGCGCUACCUCAACGCGAGGGGCUGCGAGGGCAUCACGGACCACGGCGUGGAGUACCUUGCCAAGAACUGCACGAAACUCAAGUCUCUGGACAUCGGCAAAUGCCCUUUGGUAUCUGACACGGGCCUGGAGUGCCUGGCCCUGAACUGCUUCAACCUCAAGCGGCUCAGCCUCAAGUCCUGCGAGAGCAUCACUGGCCAGGGCUUGCAGAUCGUGGCUGCCAACUGCUUCGACCUCCAGAUGCUCAACGUCCAGGACUGCGAGGUGUCCGUGGAGGCCCUGCGUUUUGUGAAACGCCACUGCAAACGCUGCGUCAUCGAGCACACCAACCCUGCUUUCUUCUGAAGGGGCCGCUUUCCUCCCGCGUUGUUUUUCAGACACACGUGAACAAGACAACAUGUUUUCUAAAAGCAGCAUAUGUAUGCACGGACACCUACUCAUAACAGCUCUUUUUACAGGAAGGUUCUUAGGAUUCUGGUUUGUAUUUUCUUAAUUUCUCAUGGGCAACAGAGGUCAAAGGAAUGAAAGGGGAAGGAACAAAUUUCUGUCUGAGCAGUUUUUUAUUUAGUCAGGCAUUUUCUCUUUUCACAAUAGAUGCAUCUGAGCAGGCUGAUUGCAGUAUCUGUAGAAAAGUGAGGGGGAAAAGCCAUUUACUCUCCUCCUUCACCCCUGCUCUGGGACACAGGCCACACCCCCAAAGUUCUACCUGCCCAAUCCUCCCCCACUCCCAGAACAAAGCAUCAGAAUAGUAGUGCUUUCCAGAUCUCUUUAAACUGCUUGCCUGGCCUGACUCACACACUCCUCCAUCCCACACCAAGCAAAUUCUGGUUAAACUGAUUGUCAUAGCACUUUGCAUAUACAAAGCACUUUCCAAAUCUUUUUAAAAAAUUCUUUGUGGUAAACAGUAUGGUGGAAGAGAAGACCUGCCUUCUCCCAGCUCUGCCUUCUCCCAGCCACUAAGUAGCUGUGUGACCUUGGCUAAAGCAUUUCACUUCUCUGGGCUUCCGUUUCCAGCUCUGAAUCAGAAGGACGAACUUCAUACUCCUUUUAGAAUUGAUGGAACAAAGACACCAAUGAACAGGGCACCUUGGCACAGACACACAGUCUUCUACCUCUCCCAAGACAGUUGGUUUCGCAGACUGGCUGUGCUGUUGAGAGAUUCUGCAUUGCCAGUCAUUGCACAAAAGGGUCCUGUAGUCCUUUGGCUCCCGUGUACUUGUUUAGAUGGGAGCAUCUGUGGCAUUUCUGCCCUGCGGGCCACGAUGGUUUGGGGGCACAUGCACUGUCCUCAUUCCCCUCUUCCAAGCCACCUGAGCAAAGCACCAGAAUGCCUAAUCACAGCCAAGCCCAAAGCUCCCAGUUCUGACUUCACAGAGUGUUUUCCAAGAGGAGAAAAGACCCUCAUGAUUUUUAAUUAACAGAUGAGGCCCAAGGGAACCCAUGUCCUCAACAGUUUUUCUAAUCCCACUCAGAGUACAUGUGGCAUGCAUCAGGCACAUCUGUCCUGCAGCUGGCAGGGACAGAUGCCUGGUUCUUUGUCAUUCAAAUCACACUUUGACUUCUCUCAUGUAUUUAUUUCUUUAUGCAUUCAGACUUUAUCACACGAAGCCUGUGGGGUUCGCUUCAUAAGCAUUAACUGUGCACAUUGCCACCUUGCAUGCCUUCUUCCAUGGCUGUCUGCAGGAUUUCCAAAGAAUGCACAGCAUUCUUCCAGGUGUUUAAAUACUGUUCACUCAAAAUGCCAGACAGCUGAAAGAGGAAACACAUUGAUAAGACAUAGAUACUAGUCCACAAACCAGGCCCUUGGAAUAGAACUGUAACUCAUUACAAAAUAUUCUAAAUGGAUAGAAUAUUAAAUGGCCCUACUUGAAUAAAAAUCUGCUUGGUAGCCUCGUUUGUGUGAAAACAGGUAGCCAGAAUAAAUUACAUUGCUUGCUUUUUUUAUGGAAUUCAGAUUGUCUUUUUUAAUAAGUACAUGACUUUUCCCAAAUUAUUCUCUGGCCAGUCCCCUCUUUCAUCAUUGCAGACACAGCUCAUCCAUUUCUUUCUCAAAUGAUCCCACUAUCCAAGCCCAAAAUUGCUGCUUUUCCAAGCCACACAUGCUGACUUGGUUCCAGACCAAGCUUACACGCUGCUCGACAACUGCACUCCCACUGUAGGCUUCUGUGCAGACUGCUGUCUUAUGUUGGGAGGAGGGGUCAGUGUGCUGAGGUGGCACUGGCUCAGGAGGUUGUUUUCAUGCAUCACAUGAAACAUGGCCACUGUCCAGUCAGCAUCUUCAUCAACUUGAAUGUACAGUCAAGGUCAUGUGCCAUAGGGAAAUGAGUUGUUUGACUAGGGACAGUAUUUCCUCAUGGCUACAGAGUUCAGAACCAUAAGUAGUUGAAGGUAGCAUUUCCCCAACUCUAUGACUGACUUGUGCCCUCAUCUAGAGUUUCAGAAUCUGAGAAUCACAAGGGAUUUCCCUAACCCAUCCAAGUGAGCUGGCUGAAUACUCCCAAAAUAAGCAGGAAAGUCCAACAUGGCUCCCUGAACCAUGAGAAGUAUUCCUUUUCAUCACCAACUGACCAUGUCACCUAAUCUGUCUUCCAAACAUGAGACACAGCAGACUGUCCCCACUGCUUGCUCAGCACAUCCUGUCUCUCUGUUUCUUUCUUUGUCCCAGUCUCUUCCUCAUCCUUUUCUCUCUCCCUUGAGGGAUGUAUCUAUGAUGGAGGUUACUUGGGAAAAGCUCGGCAGAUUUUUACAGACCAAGCAAAAGGCCUCACUAAGAAAUUUAUCUGUUUUGAAACCUUGCUUCCUUCCUGCCUCUGCUAAAUCGAAUGCUCAUUGUUUUGUUUUGUUUUGUUUUGUUUUUAAUUCUAAUGUUCAAAUCACUGCGUGCUGUAUGACUCUAGAAAGCCUUAAUUUACUACCACCAAGAAAUAAAGCAAUAUGUUGGUAAUCUGGCUCAGCUUUUUUUUAAUACCCUUUUCAGAAGACAGUGG